Metarhizium brunneum ARSEF 3297 is the source of this 1491-nucleotide messenger RNA. RefSeq lists its product as uncharacterized. Gene Ontology annotation, molecular function: oxidoreductase activity. Gene Ontology annotation, cellular component: cytoplasm. Lineage: Eukaryota; Fungi; Ascomycota; Sordariomycetes; Hypocreales; Clavicipitaceae. The record is from RefSeq and is a predicted model, not a curated record.
AUGACUCCCAAUGUAGAUGCCAGCGUCAUAGCCGAGCUCGCUGCCCAGGCACUCCAAGACCCCCAGCUGCCUCGGGAGAACCCAACCGUCUCGUUUUGGCAAAUGUCUCCGCACCCGUCCCUCUCCGAAGUACAGUCCCCGAGUCUGCCCUCAACAACAGACUACGCCGUCAUUGGCUCAGGCGUCACCGGCUGCAGCGUAGCAAAGCAUCUGCUGGACAAUUCGCCCUCCGACACCUUUUCCGUCACCGUCUUCGAGGCACGCGCCCUCACAAGCGGCGCCACCGGCCGAAACGGCGGCCUCCUCACCUCCUUCGUCCCCGGCGACUACAAGCUGCUCAGCGACCGCUUCGGCCACGAGCAAGCCACCAAGAUUGCCCGCUAUGCGAACCGGACCCUCGAAAAGAUGCACCAGCUCGCCAACUCGUCUCCGGAAUUCCAAGCCGCCAGCGACGUCAGAAGAACCCUCGACGUGGUCCUGUUCCAGGACCAAGCAUCCCGCGACGCGUCCAAGGAGUCGUGGGCCCUCUACGAGGCGCACGUGCCCGAAGACAAGGGCAAGGCCGAGUUCCUGACGCCCGAGCAGGCCGAAGCCAGGUAUGGCGUCAGGGCCAAGGCCGGCGCCGCCGUCUUCCCCAACGGGGCCUUCUGGCCGUACCGACUCAUCACACGGGUCUGGGGCCAGGUGCUCGACCGGCACGGGCACCGCGUCUCCGUCGAGACCAGGACGCCCGUCACGGAAAUCACGCACGACGCGGCCUCGGACCCCGAGCACCCGUACGUCCUCCACACGCCGAGGGGAGAGGUGCGCGCGGGAAAGAUUGUCCACGCGACCAACGGGCACGCCGGGCACCUCUUGCCGGGGCUGCGCGGCAAGAUUUACCCGUUGCGCGGGACCAUGUCGGUGCAAAAGGCGACGGAGGCGUUUGGCAACCGCGGCGGCGAAGUGACCUGGAGUGUGUUGGGGGGAGGCACCUACGACCCCGGGACGGAGAUUGUCGACGUGGGCCUCUUGUACUCGAACCAGAACCCGAGGACGGGCGAUAUUUUCAUCGGUGGUGAAAAGGCAAAGAUUCGGGAAUUGCUCGUCAGUGACGAUUCGCAAAUUGGUGCCCCGUGCGUUGAGAACUUGUCUUCUGUUCUGCCUACCAUCUUCACGAGGGGCUGGGACGAUGGGGAGAAGCCUGAAGUUUGCAAGAUUUGGUCGGGCAUCAUGGGGUUUACAGCGGACAGCCUCCCGAUUAUUGGGGCCUUGCCUCUGGAGUUUACCAAAAGGGGCGACGAGGGCGGCGAGUGGAUCGCCGCCGGGUUUAAUGGGUAUGGCAUGCCGCUGUGCUGGUCUUCUGGCGAGGCCGUGGCCAAGAUGCUGCUCGGUGUUGAUGUGGGCGACUUUUUGCCCGAGGUGUUUGCUGCUUCGAGGGAGCGGUUGGGCGACGACGAGAGGAUGAGCCCGCGUGCUGCGUUGGAUUUGUUUUUCGGUGGGCACGUUUAG